AUGCCAACUUGGGCUGAUGCAAAGAAUCUUUCUCGCUUCUUCACUCUCGCGACUUUCUACCUUGGCGGAAUUGAUGAGGAGUACAUCUGGAAUUCAUUGCCGGGCAUUCACCAAGGCUGCCGAGAUAAUGAGCAUAUCCAGAAGAUGGUCAAAACCAUUACCAGAGUCAAUGCGACGAUGUACACCAGCAUGAUUACCAAAUCGAUCAAGCCGCUUGUCCUGUAA
Molecule: messenger RNA, 225 nt
Organism: Cadophora gregata
Lineage: Eukaryota; Fungi; Ascomycota; Leotiomycetes; Helotiales; Ploettnerulaceae
Exons: 1
Coding region: 1-225 (74 amino acids)
Source: RefSeq, a predicted model, not a curated record